This is a messenger RNA of Penicillium psychrosexuale, 6015 nucleotides long. Its product is annotated as transcription factor IIF subunit TFG1. Gene Ontology annotation, biological process: transcription initiation at RNA polymerase II promoter; transmembrane transport; positive regulation of transcription elongation by RNA polymerase II. The transcript has 15 exons. Gene Ontology annotation, cellular component: nucleus. Lineage: Eukaryota; Fungi; Ascomycota; Eurotiomycetes; Eurotiales; Aspergillaceae. The record is from RefSeq and is a predicted model, not a curated record. Bases 1 to 6015 code for a protein of 2004 amino acids. Gene Ontology annotation, molecular function: oligopeptide transmembrane transporter activity; DNA binding.
AUGCCGACUGAACUCGAAGAUCUGGUGGAAUUCCUGCACCAUGGCAAUACCCCAAUCAGACAAAUCUCUUGCGAAACCCUCGUCGGCUUCUCCACCACCCAGCCUGAGGUGUUCAAGCGCAAUCAACUCCUACCCGUUCGCGAUUUGAUGCUUCUGGUCCGCGAUUACGACCCCAUUGCGAAGAAUGCAUUGACUAUCCUGGUCAAUUUAUCUGGCGAUGAAGAAGUGUUGAAACUCCUCGCCGGGGAUGACAAGUUUAUUGAGGAAUUGCUCACGAAAUUGACAAAUCCUAAAGAGCCCAACGCCGAUGAAGUGGCUAUGCUUUUAGCCAACCUCGUCAAAUCCGAAAACCUAAACAAACUAUUCGCCCUCAAGCGCAAAGUUCCCGAAUCCGUAUCUACCUCCGAGAACGCGAUCGAUCAGGUGAUGGACUGCUUCGUGAAGGGUGCCGAGGGUGGUCUCAACAAGCACGCCAAUUAUGAUUACCUGUCGUACGUGUUUGCCGACCUCUCCCAGACCGAACAGGGCAGGGCCUAUUUCACUCAACGCCAGGAGUACGAUGGGGUGGUCCCCAUCACCAAGCUGACGGUCUUCACGGAGCACCGAAGCGAUAUCCGGAGGAAGGGUGUUGCAUCCACAAUCAAGAAUGUGGCUUUUGAGAUCGACUCGCACCCAAUGCUUUUUGACGAGGACGGUGCCAACCUUUUGCCUUACCUAUUGCUCCCGCUUGCAGGUCCAGAGGAGCUGGCGGAAGAUGAUACGGCGGACAUGCUGCCAGAUCUCCAGCUGUUGCCGCCCGAUAAGCAACGAGACAGCGACCCUACCAUUAUCACAACCCAUCUCGAAACCCUGCUUCUCCUAACCACAACUCGGGACGGCCGGGAGAAGAUGCGAGCAGUCAAGGUUUACCCAUUGAUCCGCGAAACUCAUAUGCACGUUGAAGAUGAAAAUGUGACAGAGGCAUGCGACCGGUUAGUGCAAGUCCUGAUGCGAGACGAGGCAAAGGAAGGUGAGGGUGAAGGCGAAAAGGAGCCCGAACAACCUCAAAUCGAGGCGCCUCAAAACGAGGAUGAAAAGGUUGUAGAACUCGCGAGCGACAAUGGAAACUACCCCGAAAUCGACAAUCCACUACCCGGCGUGAACCCCGACACAGGGAUUGUUCAGCGCUUUCGGGCCUUCAUGGCGGGCGCCCCUCUUCUUCGUUCAUCGCCCGUCCUGGGCGCUCCCUCUUACGGAGCAUUGCGAGACCCGGACGGCUCAGAAGAGGACACACCCGUUUCGCGUGGGCCGAAAGUUCGUGGGGGGUUACACCGCGCGAGCUUCGGAGAUGGCAUCGGAAGUUCUUCCAACGUACCAGGGUCUACUCCGAGACGAUCACAUUCCUUUGUCAGACAACGAAACAGCUUGUAUGCAGAGAGAAAUCGUCGGCCUUCAUCCGCCGCGUCCGAUGUGGGAAUGGGUCCUGAUUCGAAAUACUCGUUCGCUACUGGAUUGGCUGUACCGGGUAACCCGGUGAUGCAGGAGACUCCGGCGUCUUCACCAUAUAUGACAAGUGAUGAUGAAAAUGUCCUCGACAUUGAUGAUGAUGAUUCAAAAUCCUCGGAUGAGGAUCCUCCAGACAAUUCGCCGUAUGCCCAAGUUCGGGCUUCCGUUCCGGCGACGGAUAAUUUCUCUCUUUCUAUUAACACACCUCGAAUGUGGAUUCUUUCGUUGUUAUUCUCUUUGACGGGGUCUGCCGCCAACCUUUUCUUUUCCUUGCGCUAUCCCAGUGUUGCCAUUACACCAAUCAUUGCUCUUGUUCUAGUCCAUCCACUGGGCAAGUUUUGGGAUUUAAUUUUCAGACAAACAGGUGAUCCGCUCGAGUUUUUUGAAAACGGAACCCUUCACCACCGGGAAUCACUCUCCGGUGACAUCGAGGCCCCUCCUGUUCCAUUGGCGUCCCGAGUCAGACUUUGGUUUGCCCAGGGCCGUUGGAACGAAAAGGAGCAUGCUUGCGUUUACAUUAGCAGCAAUGUUUCCUUUGGGUUUGCUUUCGCGACUGAUGUUAUUGUCGAGCAACAUAAAUUUUACAACCAGGAUGUUCCAAUUAUAUAUCAGCUGCUGCUCAUCAUAUCCACUCAGGUUUUGGGAUAUGCAUUCGCGGGUCUAACUCGACGAUUCCUCGUGCGGCCAUCGGCUAUGAUCUGGCCGGGGACCCUGAUGUCCACUGCAAUGUUCUCUACAAUGCACAAGUCUGUCAACAAAAAGGCAAAUGGGUGGAGUAUCUCCCGAUAUAAGUUCUUCGUUGUUGUGUGGGCAGGGGCUUUUCUCUGGUAUUUUGUCCCGGGACUGUUGAUGCCUGCUCUAAGUUAUUUUAAUGUGAUCACUUGGUUGGCACCCAAAAAUGUGGUGAUUUCGAACUUGUUUGGUGUUGCCUCUGGUCUGGGAAUGUUCCCCUUGACCUUCGAUUGGGCUCAGAUUGCCUAUAUUGGCUCGCCAUUACUCACGCCUUGGUGGGCCGCGGCUAACAUCGUCACGGGACUGGUGGUUGUCAUCUGGAUAGCCGCCCCAAUACUUUUGUUCGACAAUUCCGGGCGACCAUACAACGUGAGCCGAAUAUUGACGACGGAUUUUUUGUUUGAUGAAAAGGCCUAUCAAGAUUACUCCCCGGUUUAUCUCCCAAUCACCUACGUGCUGUCUUACGGUGUUCAGUUUGCUGCUUUGACGUCCCUUGUUUCUCACACCAUUUGCUGGUAUGGGAAGGACAUUUGGCAACAGACUAGGAAGGCCUUUGAGGAAAAACGGCAAGUGCCAGGCAUGGAGACGUACCAACCCCUUCGUGGAAGCAAUGAUGCUCCCCGACAGAGUUAUGAAAUCCCAAGGACUAGCUCACGUGAACCGAGCCAGGACAUUCCAUUGGGAGGGGAAGAUGUUCAUUGUCGCUUGAUGAGGCGCUAUAAGGACGCUCCACUCAUGUGGUAUCUUGUUGUGUUCGUUUCUAUGCUUGUCAUUGCCAUCUUCACGCACAAAAGUUAUCCAACACAUCUACCUUGGUAUGGCCUACUCCUGGCUCUUGGUAUCACUUCUGUGUUUUUCAUCCCAGUGGGCAUCAUCAUGGCUGUCACCAAUCAGCAUAGCAGCCUCUAUCUGAUCUGCCAACUCCUUUGCGGUAUUGUAUUCCCGGGAAGGCCUGUAGCGAACAUGAUUUUCGUGACCUACUCAUAUAUCAGCUCUGCACAAGGGAUCAAAUUUUCCUCGGACCUCAAGCUCGGACAUUACAUGAAGAUCCCACCACGAAUUCUGUUUGGCGUCCAGAUGAUGGCGACUUUAGUCUCGAGUCUGACUCAAAUUGGUGUGCUGAACUGGAUGUUCACUUUUGUCCCGGGACUUUGCACCCCGGAGGCUAUCAACGGUUUCAACUGCCCCAUUGCCCGAGUCCAUUUCAAUGGCAGCAUUCUAUGGGGAGUCGUUGGCCCGCAGCGCUUCUUUGGCCCAGGAGGGCUAUACCGUCCGCUUGUCUGGGCCUUUUUGAUAGGAGCCAUCGCGCCUCUCGGAGCGUGGCUUCUGGGGAGACACAGCAAGAAGAGUUUCUGGCGUAUGGUCAACUUCCCUAUCUUGUUUGGCAGUCUGAGCUGGAUCCCACCUGCAACCGGGCUCAACUUUUCCAUCUGGGCCCUUGUAUGUUUUGUGUUCAAUUAUGUGAUCCGGCGAAGAAGGACCGCAUGGUGGGAAAAAUAUGCAAUGACCUUGUCGGCCGCAUUGGAUUCCGGUUUGGCAUUUUCAGUGGUCGUUGUCUUCUUCGCCUUCAUUUACCCGGGAUGGGUCGAUGGUUUCAAAUGGUGGGGGACGGAGAUUUAUAAACAGGCUACCUCUGUUCUGUCCUUCCACCCUAGUGCGAUACUUCGCGUCACCUUCUACCACUCGUACGACUUCGUCCUGUACGUCGGCAACAUGUCGACUCCGACGAAUCCAUCGAAUGCUCGCACUCCAACCGGCCCAAAUGGUGCACCGCUGAUGAGGAUGCGUCGUCCAAAAGCAGCGGAUCCUUUGGUUCGACCGAAGAGAAGGCCUGUUCCCAGACCAGCUGGCGCCACUCCUGCCGGCAAUGGAGUAGCCACCAAGACUCUUCCCUCACGGCCGCAAAGGCCCCACAACCAGGCGAUCCUCCCGUCCGAGCGACCUAUGCUUGAGCUUUCGAACAACCACAUGGCAGCGAAUGGAUUCAGCGGUCCUUUGCUCAGUGAUAAAUACGUUGAUUACCCGGUGGUGACGACAAAGCGAGCUCUAAUGGAGGGACUGAAGCACCAUAUCGCGCGAUUUGCCUCGAAGAAAAGCGUCGACCCACGUGAUGAAUCACAAUUUACGCGACCAGUUCGACUUCAUCGCCGCGACCCACGUUCACGAACUCAUGAUCCAAAUUCGGGGAGAUCCGAGAUCGAUGGCCAGCCAAUGGAUGAAGCGGAACGCGAAGCCUUCGAUGCUCGCAAGGCAGCACGUGAAAAAGAGCGCGCUGAGAACCUUUCCCAAAUCGCCCCCGCCCUCGGCUCAACCUCGAAACGACCAAAUGCCCCAAAGCAGAAGACGCAGCAGGUUUUCAAGUCGGAUAUGACCCCCGAAGAGAUUGCAAGAGCACGGAUCAAGUACGAAGAAGCCUUGCCAUGGCAUCUGGAGGAUUUCGAUAACCAGCACACCUGGGUUGGAAACUACGAAGCAGCCCUGUCCGAAACACAUGCGAUCUUUGUCCUCGACAACGGAAAGAUGAGAAUGAUUCCGGCCGAAAAGUGGUACAAGUUUAACGCUAAGAGUAAUUUCAAGGCUUUGACGAUUGACGAAGCAGAGAAAUUCAUGGCUAAGAGAGUGAAAGACCCCCGAUGGUUCAUGGAGAAGCAGCAGCAGCUGGAGCAAGAAAAAGAACUGGAAACAUACGCCAAGCAGCGCAAAGUCUAUGCCGGAAAACAGGGCACAACCGCCGGAAAGGGUGCGGGAUUAGAAGCUGGUGAAAUGGAUUUCGAAGAGGAUCGAUUUGCCGACGACGAAGAGCAUGAUGACCUCUUCAAUGAGGAUGAAGAUGCCAAGGAUGCGGAAAAGAGGAUCAAAGAGGACCAGCUCAAGGCGAAUGUGUUCAAUCUCAAGGACGAGAAGGAAUAUGACGCUGAAGAAAUGCGAGAGAAACGUGAACGAGAGGCCCGGCGUGUGUUGGGCAAGGGUGUGCGCAAGGCUCUGAAGAGGAGAGAACGGAACUUUGAUUACAGCAGCGGUUCUGAUGUCAAUCCGUACACAGAUGAGGAGAGCUCCGACGACAGCGAAACCGAACGGGCCAAGGAGGAAGAACGGAAGAAGGCAGAAGAAGAAAAGAACCAAAAAGAAGCGCUCUCCAAGGGAGCAAAUACUCCUUCCGGUCGACCCAAGCAUACAGACGCCCUAAAGAAAGCUUCGGCUGCUGGAUCACGGAAAAGGCUUGGAUCACCAAACGCUUCCGACGCGAGCGGCACCGAUACAUCUCGAAAGAAGGCCAAAAACAUGCAUCUCCCUACGUCUCAACCCCCAUCGCGUCCGAUCUCUCCAUCCGCUUUGCAGGGCAAGAAACGCGUACGAAACAUUGCUGGUGGCGCUGGAUCUGGCAGUGAUGGCGACACUGCUGCCGGAUCUGGAGCUGAAAUGACCGAGGGUGGCAAGAUCAAGAAACUGAAACUCAACCCCCCUACUUCGGUUUCUCGUGGCGGCACUCCACAAGGGUCUCGCGGCGCAAGUCCUUUGCCUCGACUCUCCGGAAGCCGUGCCAACAGCCCCGACGGCCCUAGAGGCCUUCGUAUGUCGACUCCAGUUUCUGGCAACCAGACGUUCCCGACAGCUGGCGAAAUCCACGCAGCCAUCCCAGCAUCUGGCAUCCUCAGCAGCGACCUCUUGAAAGUUUUCCGCCCUCGUAUUGGCGAAUCCAAGGAGAACCACCGGAGAUUUAUUGCCAUUGUCAAGGAUGUCAGUGUUUAUGGAAAAGAGGAUCGGAUGCUGCGACCAGGUCCCUGGAAGGGCAACUGA